Messenger RNA from Xenia sp. Carnegie-2017, 1402 nucleotides. RefSeq names its product nicotinamidase-like. The record is from RefSeq and is a predicted model, not a curated record. The coding region runs from base 92 to 1105 and encodes 337 amino acids. NCBI's taxonomy places the organism in Eukaryota, Metazoa, Cnidaria, Anthozoa, Malacalcyonacea, Xeniidae. The transcript has 5 exons.
UUUAACGUAGUUUUAGUUUCGAUUUUCAAAUUUCGAUUUUCAAAUUAUUUCGCUAUUUUCAAAUUAUUUCAAAAAGGAUCAAUCGACGAUUAUGGAGAAUACGUCUUUGAGUGCUAUAUCUUUAUACUUCAACUUUUGGAGAGAAAGUAAUGAGAAAUGUUUGGAUGAGAAGGAGUUGUCAAGGACGUAUAACAAUCUUACAGAGAGAUACAAACAAUUUGACAGCAUUUCUGAAGAAUAUUUUUCACUAUCUCUCAAGGAAUUGUUUUCUUGUGAAGGUUCUGAGUGCUUGCUUAAUGACGAACAAACAAAAAAUAUAAUUCAACGUCUUAAAGCAUCAACGGUAAAUGGGAAAUUGAGCAAGGAUAUUUUUGUUGCCAUGUUUCAGUACUGGACAAGAAAGUCUAUUUCGACAGUCAAUGCUCUGUUAAUUGUUGAUGUGCAAAAUGACUUUAUCACUGGCUCACUAAGACUUGAUCAAUGUCCUGCUAAAGAAAAUGCUGAAGAAGUUGUACCUAUCAUCAACAAUUUGAUUAAGAAUGGACCAUUUGAUGUGUUGACUUAUACUGCUGACUGGCAUCCUGAAGAUCACUGCUCGUUUUUCUCCAAUAUUAAAAAGCACUCAGCUAAAGUUCAUCCAUCAGUUAAUAUGGCUGAUUUAAAAUUAUUUGAUGUUGUUCCUUUUAUAAAACCAGCAGAACUGCAACAGGUCAUGUGGCCAGAUCAUUGCUUGCAGAACAGUUGGGGUGCUCAGUUGCACAAGGAAUUGAGGAAACCAAUAGAAAAUGAAGAUAUUGUUGUAUAUAAAGGCCAAAAUGCUCAUCUUGACAGUUAUUCUACGUUCUUUGAUAAUGGAAAAUGUAAUAAAACAGAUCUUCUCCUUCAAUUGUUAAAACGAAACGUUACACAUGUGUAUUUAGUUGGGCUAGCAUUUGAUGUUUGCGUAGCAUAUUCAGCCGUUGAUUCUGCCCAGAUUGGUUUCAACACUGCUGUAAUUGAAGACGCUUGUAAAGGAGUCGAUUUUAAAUCCAUGGAAGCAACAAGAAACAAGUUUUCUGAAAUGGGCAUUAAACUAUUGAAGUGUUCAGAUUUUACACUUCCGUAACGGUUAAAUAACUUUGUUUACGUUACCCACGCACAAUAAUUUACGGUGGAGAUGUAAUAGUCGUAAUUACUGUUGAAAUAAUUAAGUAGCUACACAUCAAAUUGUUAGCAGCAGUAUAGUUGUAUGCCAGCAAAGUGACUGCCUUUGAGACGGCAGUUACAAAUACAAAAAUAACGUACAAGAAAGCUGCUUAUAAUCAAUAGGACAAUUUAAUGACGUAUGAAAUAUAACAUCUAUCUUUAACUCAACUUGUAAAUUUAGAGGAAUCAUACGAUAAAAAUAGGGAGAGAAAUCAUA